Molecule: messenger RNA, 1691 nt
Organism: Drosophila ananassae
Lineage: Eukaryota; Metazoa; Arthropoda; Insecta; Diptera; Drosophilidae
Product: protein spitz
Exons: 3
Coding region: 951-1640 (229 amino acids)
Biological process (GO): epidermal growth factor receptor signaling pathway
Molecular function (GO): receptor ligand activity; epidermal growth factor receptor binding
Source: RefSeq, a predicted model, not a curated record
AUUUCUCAACAAACAGCAACAAACAGCCGAAGCGUGAGCAACUCACGGACCGGGCAGAUGAAGAGAACUGUGGUGUGGAGUUAGAGAGUUCGCCGAACGCGCCACAUAUCCGUUAAUCUCGUUUGCUUUCAAAACAAACACUUUUCUACUGCUCGUGUGCCGCUGUGAUGUGUUUUCGGACGCUUUUCUGUGAUUUUAAUUUACCGCAAUUAGUUCAAAAUGGCAAUUGAAAAUAAAUGGUUUUCAGUGAAAUGGAAAAAUAACCUUAAAAGCCGAUUUUUGCCGCCGAAAAAAAGGUGGAACGUAGGCGUGUGCAUUAUUGAAACGCAUAAAACAUUUUUCUUGUUUUUUGUUGGUAGCUUGUGCAAAAAUUCUUAGAAUUCUCGACAACAUUCCCGCGCACACACGCACACAUACAUAAGUGUGAUAUAUACAACCGCGAGCAUAUAUUUGUGUUUUCUAAACACACAUACACACACACACACACACACUCACGAGAGAAGAGCCAACGAACUCGUGCAGCGACGCCCAAGAAUGAAACAGCACAAGGCAACAUGAAAAUUACAAGAGAAGCUCCAACAACAGCAACAACAACAACAAAAACGACAGCAACAACAAACUUUCCAAAGAAGUUGUAGAAGUCUCCAAGCUAAAGAAGAAGAAAAGCGUCCCACAGCAGCCCCAACAGUAUUUUAUUAGCGGGUGUUGUUGUUGUCAUAUUAAACAUCCUACCCUAAUUCAACGUUUACGUUCCAUAUGCAGAAAAUUUAAUGUAGAGCCCCGAUUCCGAUUCCGAAUCCGAUUCCAAAGAGAUCUGACGACGCCUUCGCAGCGAAACAACGACUAGAAUACUAUUUAUUUAUGUGAUUAGUUACUAGUUUUUAGUCUAUACACCUGUAAGAAACCAAAAGAUACAAACCAAAAAAGCAAGUCCAAAAAAAGCAUCAAAAAUGCAUUCCAAAAUGUUGCUUACCGUAGUGAUAGUCAACUGUUUGGCGUAUCCGCGCCUCGGUGAGGCCUGCUCCAGUCGCACGGUGCCCAAGCCGAGGCCAUCGAUCUCGUCAUCCAUGUCCGGGACAGCUUUGCCGCCGACUCAGGCCCCGGCCACCACCAGCACCACCACGAUGCGAACAACAACAACCACGGCGCGUCCCAACAUCACAUUCCCCACGUACAAAUGCCCGGAGACGUUCGAUGCGUGGUACUGCCUGAACGAUGCCCAUUGCUUUGCCGUUAAGAUAGCCGACCUGCCGGUCUACAGCUGUGAGUGCGCCAUCGGGUUUAUGGGACAGCGGUGCGAGUACAAGGAGAUCGACAACACCUACCUGCCGAAGCGGCCGCGUCCGAUGCUGGAGAAGGCGAGCAUCGCCAGCGGAGCGAUGUGCGCUCUGGUCUUCAUGUUGUUCGUCUGCCUGGCCUUCUAUUUGCGCUUCGAGCAGCGGGCUGCUAAGAAGGCAUUCGAACUGGAGCAGGAGCAGCUGGAGUACGAGGACGAUGAGGCGCAGUGCGAGUGCUGCCGCAAUCAGUGCUGUUCACUGGCCAGUGAUGAGCCCGUGAUCCAUGAGCGCAAGCUACCCUAUCACAUGCGGCUGGAGCACGCACUGAUGUCCUUCGCCAUCCGGCGCAGCAACAAACUGUGAGGAGUCCGACCUUCAGACCUUCGCAGUAAACCACAACAAAAAAAAAAAAAA